This is a messenger RNA of Dichomitus squalens LYAD-421 SS1, 618 nucleotides long. RefSeq lists its product as uncharacterized. The coding region runs from base 1 to 618 and encodes 205 amino acids. NCBI's taxonomy places the organism in Eukaryota, Fungi, Basidiomycota, Agaricomycetes, Polyporales, Polyporaceae. The transcript has 4 exons. The record is from RefSeq and is a predicted model, not a curated record.
AUGCCACCCUCCGAGUACUUGGGGCAUAGCACGCUUAUCAGGUACAUAAGCUAUAACCUCAUUGCGAGGCCACCUGCGCCGCGGAUAUACACGUUUUCGUCAUGGAGCAAUGAUUCUAUGUUCUUGCUGCCGUCGCGAGACGUCGACCGCACGCUCACUCCAAUCUACAAUAUAACCGUCGCGCUCAAUCUGAACCCCUUCGUACCGCUGUCAUAUGUGACAACAGUACGACGAGGUAUGGACGAGCAGGGGGAAUUGAUCGGCGAGUUCGAAUUAGCCGUUAUGCACAGUCGUGCGAUUUUGAAGAUGGGCAACCACUCCACACGGAUGUCAAACGUCUUGAAAAAAGAUGGACACUCUUCGCGAAAAUUUGUCUGGGUUUACGGCGAUGUCGAACUGCGAUGGGAUUGUCGUACUACUCUAGAAGACGGCUCGCCCAUGUGCAUAUGCACAGACAGAGGGUCGCACCAAGUGGCAUCGUUCGUUCCGCCGCCCCUGGAAGCGUCGCCGCCACCGCCCGCCGCGACGUUGACAGUCUUCCCAGAUGGACACGAGCUGUUCGACCACAUCCUGUUAUCUGCGCUGGUUAUAGAACGCAAAAUGACGCUUUCGUUCUGA